Prorocentrum cordatum is the source of this 1389-nucleotide messenger RNA. NCBI's taxonomy places the organism in Eukaryota, Dinophyceae, Prorocentrales, Prorocentraceae. The record is from the annotation of a GenBank genome assembly.
CCCUGGGAUAAUUUCCUUCUCUGUAUAAACAUAAUCUCCUGAGCCCACGCAAUGCAGUGUCAGGACGCCUGCGUGGCCGUGGCGUGUGACACGGCCGACGCCUGCGCCGGCCCAGCGGUUUCGACUCUGGAGGAGGCAGCGUGGUCGGAGGCCCCAACGGCGCCCUUCUUCUCUGCGGAGCCCCUUGUCGAGCACUCAGGUUCAUUCACGGGUAAGACGCCCAUCAAUUUGUCGCCGCAGCUCGUUUGUUUGUUGGGCGGGGAUUUCUCGUUCAUGUGCACCGCGAGGAUGGACGGCGUCGGCCCGUGGAGCCGCAUCUUCGACUUCUCCCUUGACGCGGACGAGGACAGCAUCACAGCGGGGGCCAUCGAGUUUACUCAAGACUUUCACUUCACCGUCUUCCGGGGCAAGAAGCCAGUCAGCGUGCGCGUGAAUGGUUUGUUCAAGCUCGGGGAGGAGUUCACCGUGCUGUGCACCGUUUCGGCCGCUGGGCACAUGAAGGUGUUCAAGGACGGCGUGCUCGUGGGCGAGAAGACGGACGGGAUGGCACCGCUACACGUGGACAGACCGCGCAUGAUGGUCGGCGGCCACUACCUGUUCAAUGAUCAGUACUUCCGUGGUAGCUUGAGAGACGUGAAGGUUUGGAGCCGAGAGGUCCCCUGGGAGGCGCCGCCAGCGUCGAAGGUGCCAGGCGAGGACGCGGAGCUCUCGGACCCGGAGGCCGAGGCGCCUCUCUCGAGGGGCGGCGAAGGGCUUGCUCGGCAGCUCGGUGCAGGUGCCGCACCUGCAGAGGGCAGCGGGGGCGUUCCCCUUGCGACCGCCUGAGGGGACCCGUGUCUGGGCAUGAUCGUCCAAGCUCGUUGUGGGGAUUCUUGGACGUGGUCAGCCCUUUCGGCCAUCCUGACGCCCUGUCCGCAUAGGCCAGUGUCACACGUCUGAGCCACGUGGGGGAUGGUUUUGGGGAGGGAGGGAGGGGGGAUGCUCUCAGGAUGAAGCACGUUCCCGCACGUGCAUAUAGUAAGUACGCGCAUCAUUUACUUCUUUCCUUCAUAUUCUAUCUUAAGCUUGGAGAGACAUCGCUGGACAUUGGUCGGUUGAUGUUCAUUUCCGAUCUUCGGUAGCAGUGUACGCAAGAGAGCGAAUGUUACGUCGGCACACCUGCAUGGCGCCGCGUGAUUGCACCUGUCGCAGUGUGUUCUCACACUGUGGCCACACUGUGGCCACUGUAUGAAACUCUGUAUUAGUUGAGCUCUCGCGUGCAAAUGCGUGCAGUCCAAUCGAUUUGGAUUUGGGCGUCUUUUAAGUUGGUCUGUUGAGACACAUCUGGCAUCGCUGCAUUUGGUGACGUGCCUUCCUGUUGUAAUGCCUCGCGCUGUAAGCAACACACAA